CACUUCAACGUGGGGCAUCUGCCCACAGUUAUCUUCCCAUGGUUCUAUCCACUAAUCAGACAGCUCACGAUAUGCCUUACACACCAGCUCAACAACCCCACCGACCGUUUCUACCACCCUCAAGUUGCCUCACAACACUUCUUAAGCCAUCACGACAAUGGCCACGCCCUUCGCGAAAGCCCUCUCCGCAAUUGACGCAGCGCACGCCCUCGACCCAACCCAGAUAACAGUCCACAACUCCUCAACACCCUACGAACUCCACUAUGCGCAAAAAUGCACCUCGUACCUAGACCAGCGCGCGCCCUCUGCGUCAGAACCCCUCCGCCUCGCAAUCCGCGCCCAGCACUUCCGCCGUUGGGAAGUGCCCCGCUCCACCUACCCUAUGACACGCAUCGGCUACCACGCAUGGCGCACGUAUCUAAAAAAGCGACAAGCCGAGCUAGUAGAGGAGAUAUGCGUGGAAGCAGGGUACUCUGCCGCUGAUGCAGCGAGAGUGGGCGCGCUGAUACGCAAGGAGGACUUGAAGGCUGAUGAGGAGACGCAGGUCUUGGAGGACGUGGCGUGUCUGGUGUUUCUGGACGAUCAGUUCGAGGCGUUUGAGAAGACGCUUGAUGAAGAUAAGAUUGUGAGCAUAUUGAGGAAGACGUGGGGAAAGAUGACAGAGAGGGGGCAUGAGUUGGCGCUGAAGAUACCCAUGAGUGGACGGCCGCAGGAACUUGUGCAAAAGGCCCUUGCAGGCUGAUUCAAUUAAUUCAUUAUUUUAAUAGUGUUAUUCGGAGUUGAGGUAUCAUGUCUGUACAGGUGAUGUAGGCUUCAGACCUAAUAUGUCGUCCAUAUUAUCUUCUCGGGAAGGUAAUCCAUCAUUCUAGGCCGCUGGGAAAGUUGCAAUUGCGUCGUGAUUAGGUGCGCAUGUCUAUGCGCCACCCUCCCUCUUAGCAUAUUCCUCCUCAAUCCUCUCCUCAUACAAUCUUUCCGCGUCCUCCUCCUGCUGCGUCUUCUCCGUGUGGCUUGCGCUCGCUACGCUCUGAGUCGAUUGGUUUCCGACAUGCUGCGCUGUCUGCGCCGUCGUAGAAGAGGUGGUGGUGGAAGUGGACUUGGUCGACGUGGAAGGAUCUGCGACCGGCAUCUUGGACGUUUAGAAAUUGAAUUGUCUGGAAUGUGUGACUGGUUUAAGGUUUGAAGUAGUUGUUUGAUGCUGGUGCAAGUGUUCGUGAUCGGCU
This is a messenger RNA of Cucurbitaria berberidis CBS 394.84, 1220 nucleotides long. Its product is annotated as glutamyl-tRNA synthetase. NCBI's taxonomy places the organism in Eukaryota, Fungi, Ascomycota, Dothideomycetes, Pleosporales, Cucurbitariaceae. The record is from RefSeq and is a predicted model, not a curated record. The transcript has a single exon. Bases 158 to 742 code for a protein of 194 amino acids.